Messenger RNA from Owenia fusiformis, 687 nucleotides. The record is from the annotation of a GenBank genome assembly. NCBI's taxonomy places the organism in Eukaryota, Metazoa, Annelida, Polychaeta, Sabellida, Oweniidae.
GAACAUUAGACUAUCUAGGUUUCAAUAAAGUGCUGAAUUUUGACACUGAUGCAAUACCAUACCAAAAUGUAUUGGAAUAUUUAGAUAGAUUUCCUGAUUCUGAUAUCAUUGCCACAACGGGAACAUUCCCAAAGAACAUUCAUUCAAAAUGGGGCUUUACAUUGUGCAUGGGUGUAUUGGAACUAAGAAAUUCACCAAAUAUGAAAUACUUCUGGGAUGAGCUAGCAAACAUGACUAGAAACAAAGCUCGUAUAGAUGACCAGGUGCUGAUAAACCAUAUUCUCAACAAACACAACAUAACAUGGGAAUUUCCCCCUCAGGAGUCAAACCUUGUCAUGAAUGAAAACCCAAAACUUCUUAUAAAUGGAACAACGUUACACGGGUAUACAGUAACAGCAUUGUCAGCGGAGAAAUUUUGCAGAAAGACUUGUACAAGAGAUACGAGCCAUGUAAUUGUGCACCAUCCAUGGCCAAGGCAAAACAUUGAUAAGAGACUUUUGAAGACUUCUUGGGAAACAAUUGUAUCAAAGACCAGCCUUAAAUCAAUAGAAGUGUUGAGAGCAAUAUCUAACAUUUAGGCCCCUAAAAUCAUAUCAAUGUAUAUACUAUAGAACACAAAGAAAUUAGAAUAAGAAAAGGCAAAAUAUUAGUAGAUUAUUAGGGGUUGUUUCAUAUGAGUAUAGCCCU